This is a messenger RNA of Spirometra erinaceieuropaei, 1053 nucleotides long. Lineage: Eukaryota; Metazoa; Platyhelminthes; Cestoda; Diphyllobothriidea; Diphyllobothriidae. The record is from the annotation of a GenBank genome assembly.
AUGGAGCGGCAACCUGGUGCGCAUGGACGACGAGCGACUACCCAAACGACUCUUCUACGGAGACGUCGCGACGAGUUCUCGAGGUCAAGGAGGUCAUAUUCGCCGAUACAAGGAUACUCUGAAGUCCUCCCUGAAGCGUCUACAAAUCAACCCGACCAACUGGGAAGAGCUUGCUCCCGAUCGUCCGACAUGGAGGAGGACAGCGAAAAGAGGCACAGCGAUCUACAAAUCCAACCGCAUCGCUGCCGCCAAAGUGAAACGCGAAACGCGCAAAUAACAACUUCGCCCUGUACGCAACGCCGACGCACAACAGCUUCCAACGUGUUCUCGAUGUCAACGGACAUUCCAGCUCGAAUCGGACAUGUUGGACAUCUUUGGAUCAACUGCGCCUCUCGAACUGCACUAACCAUCGUCCCCCAGCCUGCCUCUUCUUCGGCCUCUCAGCCGCCAAGUAACUCUGACAAUUCUUCUGAACCGCCACUACCAUUCUCCUCCUCCUUCUCCUCCACUGCCCAACGACGGCCGCUCAGGCGGCCGUCUCGCACAUCACCAAACCUGACACAACAACUGACACCACCCUCACUUCCUCCGACUCCAGUGAUGCGGAUCAGGACUACGCCUGCCCUCACUGCGACCGCGCCUUCACCUCACACAUCGGCCUGGUCGGUCACAUGCGAAUCGGUCGCACAGAGACUGGCGAACCAGUGCAUGGAACACCAACCUACGCCACCCGCACCCGCCUCCAUUGCCAACACUGCCCUCGCACCUUCACGCAUCGCACGGGUCUAUUCGGCCAUAUGCGCAUCCACGACGACCUUCAGUAGACGACCGCCGGCUACACCACACCACAACACCCUCCCGCCCUGCCUCCUCCUCUUCUACCACCACCACACAUCAACACCCACCUACCGCAAGCACCCAACUGCCACCUCCCACGCAAGUGGAAAGUGUGCAUCUCGACUCGGUCCUCAUGCGGCCCCGACUCCACGGGUGACUUUAGUCCGAGACUAUCCCGAUACGUCAAGCGUCGUGGAUAGGAAUGUUGCUGAUUGA